Vicia villosa (hairy vetch) is the source of this 3288-nucleotide messenger RNA. RefSeq names its product putative pentatricopeptide repeat-containing protein At1g12700, mitochondrial. The record is from RefSeq and is a predicted model, not a curated record. NCBI's taxonomy places the organism in Eukaryota, Viridiplantae, Streptophyta, Magnoliopsida, Fabales, Fabaceae. The transcript has 2 exons. The coding region runs from base 12 to 1736 and encodes 574 amino acids. Gene Ontology annotation, molecular function: protein binding.
ACAAACACACGAUGCGAACAAGAACUUCACUCUCUUCAUGUUUUCUUCGUCUCCAACACUUCUCUUCAACAAUCUCUAACACCAUUAACAACAACAACCCUACAACCAGAACCCACCUCUUGAACUCCAUCAGAACCCUCCCAAACCUCACCACCGCCGUCACACUCUUCCACCAAAUGCUCUCAAUGAAACCCUUCCCUCACAUCAAAGACUUCAAUUUCCUUUUCACCUUCAUCACCAAAACCAAAAACUACACAACAACCAUUUCCCUUAUCAAACAAGCUCACUCCUUUGGCGUUACCCCAGACACGUACACUCUCAACAUCCUCAUCAACUCUCUCUGCCAUUUGGGUCACACUUCCUUCGCCUUCUCCGUUUUCGGCCUAAUGCUCAAAACAGGCCUAAACCCAACUAUGGUAACCCUCAACACCAUUGUUAACGGGCUUUGUGUAGAAGGAAAACUGGCACAAGCUUUGAAUUUUACCCGCCACAUGGAAAAUGCGGGUUAUGAACCUAACGGUUACACUUUUGGAGCGUUGGUUAACGGUUUGUGUAAAAUCGGAGACAUGGGUAAUGCUGUUGUUUGUCUUAGGAAUAUGAUUGAGAGAAACUUUGAACCGAAUGUUGUUGUUUAUAAUGCAAUCAUGGAUGGUUUUUGCAAAGGAGGGUUUGUUUCUGAGGCUUUGGAUUUGUUCAGAGAAAUGAAUGAAAAAGGUGUAAACCCUAGUUUGGUUACUUAUAAUUGUUUAAUUCAAGGGCUUUGUUGGAAUUGUCGAUGGAAAAAUGUUUAUUUUUUGUUGAAUGAGAUGAUGGAGAAGGGGAUAAUGCCUGAUGUUCAAACUUUUACUAUUUUGGUGGAUGGUUUUUGUAAAGAAGGGUUGGUUUUGGAGGCUAAGAGUGUGAUUUGUUUCAUGGUGCAAAUGGGGGAGGAGCCUAAUGUUGUGACUUAUAAUUCACUGAUUGGUGGUUAUUGUUUGAUGAAUCGAAUGGAUGAAGCUAUGAAGGUUUUUGAUUGGAUGGUUUUAAGGAAGUGUUUGCCUAGUGUUGUUACUUAUAAUUCAUUGAUUCAUGGUUGGUGUAAGGUUAGAGAUGUUGAUAAAGCUAUGUGUUUGUUGAGAGAGAUGGUUAGUGAAGGUUUGUGUCCUGAUGUUGUGACAUGGACAACGCUUGUUGGGGGGUUUUGUGAAGUUGGUAAACCUUUGGCUGCGAAAGAGUUGUUCUUUACGAUGAAGGAGUACGGUUUGGUUCCUAAUCUCUUGACUUGUGCUGUUGUGUUGGAUGGUUUGAUUAAGUGUUAUUUUCGUUUUGAGGCGAUGUCGUUGUUUAGAGCUAUGGAGGAGAGUGAUUUAGAUCUUGAUAUUGUCAUUUAUAAUGUUAUGAUUGAUGGUUUAUGUAAAGAUGGAAAGUUGAGUGAUGCAAAGAAGGUUCUUGCGCGGCUUUUGGUUAAAGGGUUGAGAUUCGAUUCGUAUACUUAUAAUAUAAUGAUUGGAGGUUUGUGUAGAGAAGGGUUGUUGGAUGAUGCUGAAGACUUGCUUAGGAAAAUGGAAGAGAAUGGAUGUUCACCGAAUGCAUGCUCUUAUAAUGUUUUUAUUCAGGGAUUGCUGCGGAAAAGUGAUUUUUUAAGGUCAAGUAAAUAUCUUCAAAUAAUGAAAGGCAAAGGGUUUGCAGUGGAUGCUACUACUACAGAGUUGCUUAUAGGCUUUUAUUCUGCUGAUAAAGGAAGUAAUGCUUUUUGAGAGUUAUGCUGAACUGAAUUUUGCUUGGAUUUAAUUGCACCAUCUAUACAUUAUUUGAUGUGAAUUUCUGUUAUCAUGUUUUAAGAACCUAUUUGAUCAGAGGUAUGCUAUAAUAAACUAGGGCGAGCAUGAUAUGAUGUUCAUAUAUGAAAAUCCAAAUUGGGUUAUGAUAAUGAUGAGAUUCUAAAGUGUAACUGAUCAAUCAAAGAGUUCAGAGCUGGCUAUUCUGGCCCAGAGAUUAGCACAAUUCAAUGCAAACAAAAAGAAGUCAUUGCUGUGCAGAUUGCAGUUGCAUGUUUAUGGGAGAGAUGCAAUUGUAUGUCUGAUGUUCAUAAAAGUGAAGCUCUCACAGAAAUUGAAAAAUUGUGAAAGAGAGAAACACGAAAUGACUGAAAGAGAACACAGAUAGCUCAUACUUAACUAUUUACAACAAUGAAGUUCAAUGUUGAUGUCCUUGGAGCAGCUGAAUAAUUGUUGGUGGGUUUUGUGAAGUUGGUAAACCUUUGGCUACUAAAGAGUUGUUCUUUACUAUGAGGGAAUAUGAUUUGGUUCCUAAUCUCUUGACCUGUGGUCUGUUGUACUUGAUUUAACCAUAUGAUGUGAGUGUUUCACACAUAUCAACUACAUUGCGAUAAUUGUCUUGUUGUUUUAUUCCCUGCAAUUGCAUGUCAGCAAGCAAUGAAUGGAAUUAGGAAGGUAUUAUUCAACAAUCAACACAUAAGAAAGCAUUUCUCUAGAGAAGCCAACCUGUUUACUUGAGGCAGAAAGCAGCCGGAACUUGGUGGAACAUUGCAAAAUGAACUUGGUGGAACCUGUCUCCUUGGUUUUAUGGCUUUUCAUAUCUUCUAUUUCAGCUCUCACGGAAUUGAAAAAUUGUGAAAGAGAGAGAAACAAAUGGAUUCAACUAGUCAGAUAUGAUUUCAAAUGCAGGAUGUCACAAGCUCAUAGAUUGGUUCAAGCAAUCAAGGAAGCAAAAUGGAUGCCAUGUUAUGAAAGAACACAGCUAGCUCAACUUAAACGAGUUCAGUACAAUUUCAGUCACUCGAACUCCAAUAUUUACAAAGCCGAUGAAGAUCAAGUUGAGGUCCUUGGAGCAGCUGAGUUUAGUCUCUAUCUGUCAAAAUUAGCCCAAAGGAAAACAAUAUUGUAAGAAGAUUUUUAUAAAAUAAAAAAGAACUUUUGGAUAGUAGAAUGAGAUGGGAUGUUGAAGUAUUAUAAAAGAGAUUAAUGAACACAGUUUUUCAUAUUUUGGGGACUAAAAGGCAACCUUAUGCUUAUUAUGGCUUUCAGAUUGUAAUUUCAUUCCUGUUGGUUAUUUUGUCACGUUUUGUUGUUGCACAUAGUUUGGAUAAUCUUCUUACUCUUAAAAUCUAUUUAAUAUAUUUUUUCCAAUGUUUGUCCAAGUCAUAGGAUAAAUUUAAUGCAUAUUUAUAGGGUUUUAACCCAUGACAGAACCACAUCACCCCUAAACACUAAUUUAGGAAGUAAUCUUCACUAAAUAAGGAAGUGGAAUAACUAAAACUACUUUCUCUCUUAAAAUGUAAGAAACACU